Messenger RNA from Apis dorsata (giant honeybee), 3361 nucleotides. RefSeq names its product zinc finger protein 1 (gene zfh1). NCBI's taxonomy places the organism in Eukaryota, Metazoa, Arthropoda, Insecta, Hymenoptera, Apidae. The record is from RefSeq and is a predicted model, not a curated record. Gene Ontology annotation, molecular function: DNA-binding transcription factor activity, RNA polymerase II-specific; RNA polymerase II cis-regulatory region sequence-specific DNA binding. The transcript has 10 exons. Gene Ontology annotation, cellular component: nucleus. Bases 1058 to 3238 code for a protein of 726 amino acids. Gene Ontology annotation, biological process: regulation of transcription by RNA polymerase II; anatomical structure development.
UCCGUUUGAAAAAUCCUUCAAAAAAUCUCAAGAUUGUCGUAAUUAUCGACCUUUGACAUAUACGACGAAACGGACAUCGAAAAUCCAACAAGGCUAAAACGCGUCCCACCCAAUCGGUUCUCUCGAAUCAUCGUCGUGGAAUCGUCACUUAUCGGACGAGGGGAACGAAGGAACGAAUGAACUAUCCGUGGACCUCAGCGCUGCCGCCCGCUGGAAUUUCUCCUGUCGUCGUCUGCACAUAACCUCUCUCUUUCCCUCAUCUUUUGGCUGCUCUCUUCACCACCUCUCACCUCUGUCCCUAUUAUCACUUUAUCGCUCCUUUUCUGUCUCUUCCAUAUUUAACACUUGGCUUAUUCGUCUAUUUCGCAUCAAAGAGAAGAAACGUGAUCAACAUUCCUGUGUUUCGUUGAACUCGUUGUGCGCGCGGUGAUACGAUUGCUUUUAACGAUUGCGGUCGCAACAAAUGCUGAUCAUUUGUGCUUGUCAUAUGAUUUAAGCCGUUCGCCGGCAUGUGGAUAUCUGAAUACCGAUACUCAAUCAUCGGUGACGAAGACGCAAUGAUAAUAUUCACUUGAUUCUUAUAUAUACGAAGCAGCCGGUCAUAACUGUACGUAACCUAAAAGCAAAUGAAAGACAGAACAAGAGAUGACAUUAAACAAAUGUGCACUGGAACGGUGGAUGUGAAAUAACAUUUGGAUUUGUUGUUUCGAAAGCACACGACGCAUCGUGCUGACUAUUUUUCUCUGUUGUUUCAUCAUUAAACUGUUGCACGAACGGACGUUAAGACCUGUAUUUCGUAUCUAUGUUCUCCAAUACGAGACCAGGCGAUUAUCGUUACUUCGUAUCGACAACUUAUUUAUCGGUCGAUUCAACAGAAAAACGGAAAGUAGUAGUACAACCAUGCGUUGCUGUACCUUGAUACGUCACAGAUCACGCUGGACGAACUCUUGAGCGGGAUCGCAAGACGUGCUGCGGCUAUAGAAUUAUUCAACCUGGCGGAAUCGUCGAAGAAACGCAAGACGUACCUCUGGGAGCAUUGGCUCGCGCUCACGCGAAUAUGAGCAUGACUCUCGUCCGGAAUACGUUCAAAGGUUGCAGCGAGGACGAGGCAGCAGGUGUCGUGAACGCGGAGGUGGGCGGAGGUUGCACGGCUGGGGCGCCAACCACAGGAAGUGGGGGUGGAGGUGGCAGCGGGACAGGUAGCGAGGCUGGAGGAGGAGGUGGGGGUGGUGGCCGUGGCAGCGGUGAGGGCGGAUCGACGAAACAGGGUGGCGAGAGGUGUCCCCAGUGCGGCUUCCUCUGUCGGGACGUCCACGUGCUUCAGCUCCAUCUCGAGGACACGCACAAGACCUCGUACGCCAUCGACAAGAACGAUCUCAACGCUCAAUUCCCCCAAGUGUCCUGCAAGGUGUGCAGCAAAACCUUCGCCAACGUCUACCGACUCCAGAGACACAUGAUCAGCCAUGAUGAGAGUGCCGUGCUUCGUAAGUUUAAGUGUCCCCAUUGCGAGAAAGCCUUCAAGUUUAAGCAUCACCUCAAGGAGCACCUUCGCAUUCAUAGCGGUGAAAAGCCAUUCCAAUGUAACAACUGCGGCAAACGUUUUUCCCAUUCGGGCUCGUAUUCGAGUCACAUGACCUCGAAGAAGUGCCUGAUAGUGAAUUUAAAGAAAUCCAGGCAUACGAAUGUGAGCAACGUGGACCGCGGAUCGAAAAAGGCGCAACAAUCCCUGCCGCCGGGGCGGCGCGAUGUCGAUCUGCUUGCGGCGAAUAAUAAUACUUUCCUCCCUAUUCUGCCGAAGCUUUCACCCUCGGAUUAUCAGGAGAUACAACGAGAAGGAGCGGGUAUUUACGAUAUGCCUACUCUUCUGCCACAAAUGAUGGGUUUCGGCAGUUAUUUUCUGCAGACGUCGUUGGGCAAAAUCUUAAAUCAGCUACAUUCCAAGAGAUUGGACGAGGUAGCCGAGCAAUUCGAAUCUCAUCGGGAACUUAUGAGCCCGUCGACAGCGGAUUCUGAGGGCACAGAGGGCACAGAGGGCAAAGAAUCUCCGGCACCCACCGAUCCUCAGGGUCUGGACGCAGUUCGGCGUAUUCUCGAAACGGUGAACACCUCUGUAACGAAACAACUGCUCGAGGCGAACGUGCGGAAAUUAUCCACAUCGCCGGCCACGAUGAAACGGGAGUUUGAGGAGGAUUAUCAAGAUCAAGACAGCGAGAUGUCCAGCGAGAUGGCACACUAUCCAGAUUGGUCAGCGACGGAUCAAUAUGAUUCGCAGAGUGAAGGUUUAGCGGCAAAACUCGAAGACGUGAAUCAGCCCAAUGCGAAAUCAAGCUAUAAAAGAAAAACAACAGAGGAUAGUUCGGAGGCGGACUCGGAGGACGAGGAGGAUGGUACACAGAUGCACAACGAUAAUGGAAGGAGAGUUAGAGCUAGAUCAUUAAUAGACGAUGAACAAUUGGCUGUUCUCAAGGGUUACUAUGCUAUUAAUCCUCGGCCUAAGAAAGAGGAGAUCACUAUGAUCGCCAACUACAUCAAUUUCCCUACUCGUGUCGUGCAGGUUUGGUUCCAAAAUUCCCGAGCGAGAGAUCGACGAGAAUCGAAAAUACCACCUCUAGUACCGUUGGCUAAUCCGGCUAGUCAGACAAUAUACGAACAACCAUUAGAUUUGUCUAAGAAAGAAGCUCUUACAGAAUCGGUACGCAAAGACAAUAACACUGUCUGUGUAAAGUUCACAUCUUCGUCUCCUGUUGAACAGAAGAACGAUAAUGCAUCUUCGCAUAAUCAAGACGCGGAUGAUUUGGAGGAUUCUCCACUUGUUAUUGAUGAAGAAACUACCGAUUCUGUAGAAACAAAACGUACGGUUCCAACGGGAGAAAUUGUUUCAAAGAGUCAACCUCAAAUAAAUAUGAAAAACGAAAGUGAAAAUACGAGUCAACCAGAGGCUUCGCCAGCAGCAGAAAUUGAACAGGGUGUCUACUUUUGUGAUCGCUGUGACAAAACAUUUUCCAAACAUAGCUCCCUAGCAAGACACAAAUACGAACAUUCCGGGCAAAGACCGUACAAAUGCGUAGAGUGCCCAAGGGCGUUCAAGCACAAGCAUCAUCUGACCGAACAUAAGCGAUUGCACAGCGGCGAAAAACCCUUCCAAUGCUCCAAAUGCCUCAAGCGCUUUUCUCACUCUGGCUCCUACAGCCAACACAUGAAUCAUCGUUACUCUUACUGCAAGCCAUAUAGAGAAUAGAAAUAUUUUCGCUAGUUGAAAAUGAAGAUUCUCUCGCUGACUUAGCUAAGUAUGUACGGUCUUUUUUUCCUUUUUUGAUACAGGAUUCGGCAUUUAAAAAAAAAAAAAAAAAAAAAAAAAAAA